Molecule: messenger RNA, 1700 nt
Organism: Daucus carota subsp. sativus
Lineage: Eukaryota; Viridiplantae; Streptophyta; Magnoliopsida; Apiales; Apiaceae
Product: malate dehydrogenase, chloroplastic
Exons: 2
Coding region: 185-1423 (412 amino acids)
Biological process (GO): malate metabolic process; tricarboxylic acid cycle
Cellular component (GO): cytoplasm; mitochondrion
Molecular function (GO): L-malate dehydrogenase (NAD+) activity
Source: RefSeq, a predicted model, not a curated record
AUAUGCUUAAAUAACAGCCGUUAAAUCAGUGGCGUUAAAAUCGAGGCGAGUCAGAGUAUUUUAGUCACCGAGUUCGAUUUAUAAUAUUUCACCCAGCAGAUUCGAUUUGUUUAGUCGAUAUCUUCAAGGCUCCACUUCACCACUCCGACUCCAUUUCUCCCAUCUUCAUUCGCUCUAAUCAAAGAUGGCAGCAGCAACAGCAAGUACCUUUUCUGUGGGAUCAACAUUACAAUGUGGCUCCAAAAUGAGUCCACUUUCACAGUCAAAGGCCACAAGUGCACAAUUUAACUUCAACAACAAGCUCAGAAGUUACAGUGGCCUCAAGGUUGCUACAGCAUUUAGCUUGGAGUCAGAGUCUGCCUUCUCAGGCAAGGACAGCAGGGCUGCUCUCCAAGCCUCAUUUGCUUGCAAAGCACAAAAUCAGAGCCAGAGAUAUUCAGCUAACAAUCAGAUCAGUUCCUCUUUCAAAGUAGCAGUUCUUGGAGCAGCAGGUGGUAUAGGCCAGCCAUUGGCGCUUCUCAUUAAAAUGUCUCCACUAGUUUCGACCUUGCAUCUCUAUGAUAUAGCAAACGUGAAGGGAGUUGCAGCUGAUCUUAGUCACUGCAACACACCCUCUCAAGUAUUGGAUUUCACAGGAACUCCGGAACUGGCUGCUGCAUUAAAAGGCGUAGAUGUGGUUGUCAUACCCGCAGGUGUUCCAAGGAAGCCUGGUAUGACACGAGAUGACCUCUUCAACAUCAAUGCUAACAUAGUGAAAACCUUGGUCGAGGCUGUUGCUGACAAUUGUCCAGAUGCUUUCAUCCAUAUAAUCAGCAAUCCAGUCAACUCUACUGUACCAAUUGCUGCAGAAGUGUUGAGGCAGAAAGGUGUUUAUGAUCCCAAAAAGCUCUUUGGCGUGACGACUCUAGAUGUUGUCAGGGCUAACACUUUCGUUGCUCAAAAGAAGAACCUGAAGCUUAUUGAUGUUGAUGUUCCAGUAAUUGGAGGACAUGCUGGAAUCACUAUUCUCCCUUUGCUGUCAAAGACAAAACCAUCUGUGAGUUUCACUGACAAAGAAGUAGAAGAGCUUACAGUCAGGAUUCAGAAUGCUGGAACAGAAGUUGUGGAUGCCAAGGCUGGCGCAGGAUCUGCUACCCUGUCAAUGGCAUAUGCUGCUGCAAGAUUUGUCGAGUCCUCCCUUCGUGCUCUUGAUGGAGAUGGUGAUGUCUAUGAGUGUGCGUUUGUCCAGUCUGAACUGACCGAGCUUCCUUAUUUUGCAUCAAGAAUUAAGCUUGGAAAGAAAGGGGUUGAAGCCAUCAUUUCAUCUGAUCUCCAAGGACUGACAGAAUAUGAACAAAAGGCGCUGGAGGCCCUCAAACCUGAGCUGAAGGCCAGCAUCGAGAAAGGGGUUGCUUUUGCACAAAAGCAAGCCAUAGCUGCUUAAAGUUGACGAGCAAAGCAAUCAGAGAGAUAAAGACAUACUAUGUUAGGCAUAUCGAUAUAAAUUCGUUAGUGCAAUGACAUUAUCAUUUUUGUAGACUAUGGAUUUUCAGUUUCCUGGUUACAAUAUUAUGCGGAUGGGCUCCUAGGCUGAAGAGUGAAUGCAUGUUUUAGAAUUUUGUUCUCAUUGACAAUUAUCUGUACUAGCAAGUAUAACAUUACCAGUGCUUUGUAGCAUUAAACAUCUGGAGCAUUCUAUAUAAUAAAUUUACCUCAAUCAC